AUGUCUCUUCCCGCUCUGUGCCUGCUGGCGUACUUUGUGUACCUCCUCGCACGUGUCGUUUACCGCCUAUAUUGCCAUCCACUAUCCCGCUUUCCUGGCCCCAGGAUUGCGGCAGCCACAAGCUGGUACGAGGGCUACUACGAAAUUGUCCACAAGGGGCAGUACUCGAAGCAAAUCUCCAAGCUCCACGAUCUCUAUGGCCCUAUUGUAAGAGUGACGCCUGAUGAACUGCACAUACGAGACCCAUACUUUUACGACCAAGUCUACGCCAAGAACGUCCACCUCGACAAGGAGGGUUGGGACAAGAGGUUUGGGUGUGCAGGCGGCCUGCUGCCGACCGUUAACGCGGAGCAGCACAAGCGACGCCGUGCUGCGUUGGCUCCCAUGUUCUCACGCCGCUCCAUCCUCGACUUCAUACACAUCAUCCACCGCCAUGUCAACACCCUCUCCGUGCGCAUGCAAGAGUUUGAGGCUCAUGCAGAGCCGCUUAACCUAUCCCAUGCCUUCCCCGCCCUGACAGGCGACAUCAUCAUGGACUACUUCUUCGGCUUCAACUACAACCAGCUCAAGCAUCCUGAAUUCGAGUCAUUCCAUGAUGCAUUUAUUCGGGUUGGCGGUGUGGGUCACAUCGCCACGCAGUUUCCCAUGAUACUUCCCAUUCUCGAUUGUAUCCCUGACCGUAUCAGCGGCUGGCUGCAGCCAGCAGUGAAGCCAGUGCUCAAGUUCAAGCAGGAUAACCGGAAUCACAUUGCGCGCACCCUUAAGGGCGAAGACAUCAAAUCCAACGAUGCGAAGAAGACCAUCUUCCAAGAAAUUGUCGGCUCUAAGCUACCUGACUCUGACAAAACACAGAAGCGUCUCGAGGAUGAAGCGCAAAUCAUCAUCGGGGGCGGCGUAGAGACAACCGCCUUCUCCCUCUCCACAGCCGCGUUCCACAUCAUCAGCACCCCACGCAUCUACGAGCGCCUCCACAAAGAGCUCGUAGAAGCUUUUCCCAACAGAGAUGACUUAGAUUUGGCCCCACUGGAGAAGAUGCCGUAUUUCAAAGCCAUCAUCAUGGAAACCGCGCGCAUGUCAUACGGCUUGAGUGCUCGAAACCCCAGAACACACAAGACGCCUCUGCAGUACAAGGAAUGGGUUAUCCCCGCAGACACUUGCAUUUCCAUGACCAUCCCCGAAGUCUCCCACGACGAAACUCUCUUCCCUUCUUCCCGCACCUUCAUCCCGGAGCGCUGGCUCAACGAUCCCAAGACCGCUGAUGGUAUUCCGCUGGAGCGCUUCAUGGUUUCUUUCGGUCGCGGUACGCGCAAUUGUCUCGGUAUCAAUCUGGCAUAUGUGGAGCUGUACCUCACGCUGGGUAUGUUGUUCCGGAAGUACAAGUUUGAGCUUCACGAGAGUGAUGUCAGCGAUGUGGAGUUGGGUCAUGAUUUCUUCAUUCCGGUUGCGAAGCUGGAUAGCAAGGGGUUGAGGGUUUUGGUUACGAGGACGGAGGAUUAA
Molecule: messenger RNA, 1497 nt
Organism: Alternaria incomplexa
Lineage: Eukaryota; Fungi; Ascomycota; Dothideomycetes; Pleosporales; Pleosporaceae
Exons: 5
Coding region: 1-1497 (498 amino acids)
Molecular function (GO): monooxygenase activity; iron ion binding; heme binding
Source: RefSeq, a predicted model, not a curated record